Effrenium voratum is the source of this 3641-nucleotide messenger RNA. Lineage: Eukaryota; Dinophyceae; Suessiales; Symbiodiniaceae. The record is from the annotation of a GenBank genome assembly.
GCAAUGUGUUGUUUGUUUUGGCCCAGGCGUUCCAAAAUUCCCCAUGCCUCCGCCAUGAGAGCUUCGCUUCUUGCCGCCCUGGCCGCGGUUGCCACAAGCGGCGCGACCUUCCAGAACAGGACAUCUCUCAGGGACGCGCUGGUCACCUGGGCGCAUGCCGCUGAGGCCGAGCGGCAGCUGCUGGGUGACCUCUGGGGCGAUAUUGAGGAGUGGGACGUCUCCGCCGUGACCAAUUUUAGUGGGCUCUUUCGAGGCCUCCACGAUUUCAAUGAGCCCAUCCCUUGGAACACGUCUGCCGUGGAGGAUAUGAGCUUCGCGUUCGAGGAAGCCACAUCCUUCAACCAGCCCUUGCCGUGGGACACGUCUUCCGUGCGCUCUAUGCGGGGCAUGUUCAAGCGGGCCACCAGUUUUAACCAGGCGCUCAGCGGUUCGCGACAUGAGCAGCAUGUUUGACAGCGCGUCCGCCUUCAACGAGGCCUUGGAAUGGGACGUCUCCGCUGUGACAAACCUGACUGAAAUGUUUCUCAGAGCCACGAGUUUCAACCAGCCGCUGGCAAAGUGGAACACCUCGGCCGUUGAGCACAUGACCGGGAUGUUCGUCCUCACUUCCUUCAAUCAGGCCUUGGACACCUGGGACGUCUCCGCUGUGACAGGGAUGAGUGACAUGUUUUUCGGAGCCGAGAGUUUCAACCAGCCGCUGGCAAAGUGGAACACGUCGGCCGUUGAGUAUAUGAACGGAAUGUUUUGGCAUGCCACUUCCUUCAAUCAGGCUUUGGAAGCCUGGGACACCUCUUCUGUGAGGAAUAUGGCCGCCAUGUUCGGCGCCACAAGCUUCAAUCAGCCGCUGGCAAAGUGGAACACCUCGGCAGUGGUGAACAUGAGCGGAAUGUUCUUCGCAGCCGCGGACUUCAACCAGGCCUUGGAAACCUGGGACAUCUCCGCUGUAACGGAUCUGAGUCACAUGUUCUACCAGGCAAAGAGCUUUAACAAGCCGCUGCACAAGUGGAACACCUCGGCCGUUCAGUACAUGUCCGCAAUGUUCUAUGAUGCCAUUGUCUUUAACCAGGACUUGGAUGCAUGGGACACCUCUUCCGUGAGAUCCAUGGAGGGGAUGUUCGUGGGCGCUCUUGCUUUCAACCAGGCCAUCGGCAGCUGGGACACCUCCGCCGUGACAAGCAUGGCGGCAAUGUUUCAGGAUGCUGCCAGCUUUAAUCGCGCCGUGGAUAGUUGGAACACCUCGGCGGUCGUGGACAUGAGCGCCAUGUUCUUCGCCGCGGUGGCGUUUAAUCAAGCGCUGAACUCCUGGGACACGGGUUCUGUGCAGUUCUUGGGCUACAUGUUUGUUCAGGCAAGGAACUUUAACAAGCCCUUGGACGAGUGGAACACCUCUUCGGUUGCACGCAUGGAAAGCAUGUUCUUUGGUGCUGCGGCAUUCAAUCAGCCUUUAGGCACGUGGGAUUUCUCAUCCCUACAAAGUGCAGCAGCCAUCAGUGGCUUUGUGGGCUCUAGUGGUAUGUCUGCCUGCAACCUCAUGUCCCUGUCCCAAGCCCGGGGGUUGCCACCAGAGCAGCAGAAGCUCUUGCAGUUUGCCAAGUGUCCGAGCUGCCACCAGCCACUUCGGCCCUGCGAAAGCUCAGAGCAGGCCUGCGUGGACAGCGCCUGUCACCCUGUGAACUUCCGCUUCGUGGAACUCGGCAGCGGUCACUGGGAGAGCGGCGGGCCCGGCGGGCAAUACGUUGCCAGAGGCUACCGCCACUGCGCCGAGGCAUGCGAUUCGUGGAUCAACUGCUCGGCCUUUGUUUUGGCAGAUGACCAGCGUUGCACCCUGCACACAGAGCAAGGCCUGCCCAAGAAGUACGGAGAAGGCACUUCGCUGGCCUUCUUGAAGCCUCGAUGUGAGUUCUUCUCCUGCCCGGCCGAGGGCGUCUUGAUAGAAGGCGAUGCUUUCACAGCGGCGUCUUGCUGCCGCUGCCGAAACCCCCUGAGGGUGCAGAACCUCAGCGCAGCCCCCGCGCUGCAGUGCGUCGCCUGCCCUGCAGGGUCACAGCCCAUCAAUGCGACCGCCUGCGGCCGUUGCCCACCUGGCUCCAUCUCCAGCACCGACUCGAGGUGUAAGCGCUGCGGUGCCGGUUUUGAGGCGAAUGAAGACCAAAGCAGCUGUGUGGAGUGUGCGGACGGUCACUUUGCGCGCGCAGACAUGGAUGCCUGCCGGCCAUGCUCCCUUCCGCUGAUGCGCUGGGAGGAUGAGUGCAUUUGGUGGCACCUGCCGAUCAUCAUCCUCUUAUUGCUGCUCUUGUCAUUCGGUGGCUUUUUAUGGAUCACUACUCUGACGAAGCGCAGGCAGAAGAGAAUCCAAAGACAUGAGGAGAAAGUAGAGGAGGUGCAGCGAAUGCUGGAAGCUGAACUGUGGGAGGAGGAGCCAGGCACCGUGCCAAAAUAUUCGGAGCAGUUGCAGGCCCUUGGCUGGGCACAUGAGGAGGUGCUUCAGAAAGCUGCCGAGAUCAGAAAGCGACACAGCAACCACGCAGGAGUCGGCCUGAGGUACCUGCUCUCGGAAUUUACCCAACUAGCACAGCAGAGGGCCAGGAAGACCAACCCGGAUUUUUACGAACUGAAGCAGGUAUUUUGGCUGGAUCCACAGCCACUGGGGGAGCACGUGGUGUGCCCGCGCGAUGGCGAUCCAGGGUGCGCUCUGGUGGACUUACUCUCCAAAUCACAUCGCAAGGCUCAGACGCAUUUUAUGUCAUGGACCUGGCACUACACUUUAGGGCAGCUGCAGAGCGCUUUAAAGAUCUGGAGCAGGUCCGUCCGUGAAGCCAACAAGGUCUUCUUCUUCAUGUGCUUCUUCACGAAUAAUCAGUUUCGGAUUUUGAGACAUAAAACCAGCUGUGGAACUGAUAAUUUGGGCAAAACGUUUGAAGAGCACGUACGCAGCAUUGGGCAAGUUGUUGCCAUCCUGGAUGACUGGAGUGAGCCGGUUUAUCUUCGGAGGGUCUGGACUGUCUACGAGCAAUACGUGGCCUACUCUGUCAAGGUUCCCGUGACUUUUGUGAUGCCAGAGCACGCCCAAAGGUCGUUGACACGUAAGAUCCUGCAAGGUGAGCCUGGGAUCAGGCAGGUCACCUCCUCACUUUGCAGAGUCGACUCUGCAAAGGCGGAAGCUCAUAGUAGAGAGGACGAAGUAAAUGUGAAGGCCAUCAUCCAGGCGAGUGUGGGCUUCGAGCAGGUUAACAAGCACGUGCGUGAAGCGUUGGUGCAGUGGAUCAGUGGCGUCGUCAGAAUUCAGUUCAACGACCUGGUGCGCCAGCAGUUUGAGUCGGAGGCCGCUGACAGGGAAGAAAUCUGCGGUGACCACAUUGUUGCCGAAACAUUCUGAUGCAUAUGUUGGGUCAGCGAAUCGACGGCACAGUCAGACACGCUUGGGGCAAUUAUGUGCAGUUGGUAUCUUUGUCUAGCUUUAGUUCCAGCCAGCGCAAGAGCCGCUUGCUGAAGUAAUUAAGUUAGCGCUUCAGGUUGCAGUGUUGCUUCGCCUCUCGUGGGCCUGCAACUGUCAGCCACGCUGUAUGCCAGAACUUAUCCUUUGCAAGUCAACAUGGAGCCCAACAAGGGGAUACCGUGAUACCCCCAAAGGAGACUCCGCG